Molecule: messenger RNA, 1401 nt
Organism: Trichosurus vulpecula (common brushtail)
Lineage: Eukaryota; Metazoa; Chordata; Mammalia; Diprotodontia; Phalangeridae
Product: SHC-transforming protein 1-like
Exons: 1
Biological process (GO): intracellular signal transduction; cell surface receptor protein tyrosine kinase signaling pathway
Cellular component (GO): plasma membrane
Molecular function (GO): receptor tyrosine kinase binding
Source: RefSeq, a predicted model, not a curated record
AUGAACAAACUGAGCGGCGGGCGGAGGACUCGGGUGGAAGCGGGACAGCUGCGGGGUGAGGAGUGGACUCGUCACGGGAGCUUUGUCAACAAGCCAACUCGGGGUUGGUUACAUCCCAACGACAAGGUCAUGGGACCUGGGGUUUCCUACCUUGUUCGGUACAUGGGUUGUGUGGAGGUCCUCCAGUUGAUGCGGGCCUUGGAUUUCAGUACUCGCACCCAGGUCACCAGAGAAGCAAUCAGUCUGGUGUGUGAGGCUGUGCCAGGGGCCAAGGGGGCUGCUCGGAGAAAGCCCUGUAGCCGCCCACUCAAUUCCAUACUGGGGAGGAGUAAUCUAAAGUUUUCUGGAAUGCCCAUCGCCCUAACUGUUUCUACCAACAGCCUUAACCUCAUGGCUGCAGACUGUAAACAGAUCAUUGCCAAUCACCACAUGCAGUCAAUGUCAUUUGCGUCCGAUGGGGAUCCGGACACUGCGGAGUAUGUCACCUACGUUGCCAAAGAUCCUGUCAAUCAGAGAGCCUGCCACAUCCAGGAGUGUCCAGAAGGACUAGCACAAGAUGUCAUCAGCACCAUUGGCCAGGCCUUUGAGCUGCGCUUCAAACAAUACCUCAGGAACCUGCCCAAGCUUGUCACUCCCCACGACAGGAUGGCUGGCUUUGAUGGCUCAGCUUGGGAUAAGGAGGAAGAGGAGCCACCUGACCAUCAGUACUACAAUGACUUUCCAGGGAAAGAGGGCCCUCUUGGUGGGGUAGUAGACAUGAGGCUUCGGGAUGGAGCUGCCCCAGGGGUUACUUGUCCACCCCCACCCAGUACCCAGACCACCAACCACCUAGGAGCCACUUUGCCCGUUGGACAGCUAGGCAGUGGUGACCCUGAUAUUUGAAAACAGCUCCCAACUCCAGGACCAGGUAGAGAACUAUUUGAUGAUCCCUCCUAUGUCAAUGUCCAGAAUCUGGAAAAAGUCCGGCAAGGAGCUGGUGGUCCUUCUCACCCUACUACUAAUGGAAGCGCCCCACGUGACCUCUUUGACAUGAAGCCAUUUGAAGAUGCUCAUCGUGUCCCCCCACCUGCCCCCACAACACCAAUGGCUGAGCAGCUCCGAGGGGAGCCCUGGUUCCAUGGGAAGUUGAGUAGGCAGGAGGCCGAAGAGCAGCUGAGGCUCAGUGGGGACUUCCUGGUUCGGGAGAGUACGACUACCCCAGGCCAGUAUGUCCUUACUGGUCUGCAGAGUGGCCAGCCCAAACAUUUGCUGCUCGUUGAUCCCGAAGGCGUGGUUAGGACAAAGGAUCACCGAUUCGAGAGUAUCAGUCACCUUGUCAGCUACCACAUAGACAAUCACCUACCCAUCAUCUCUGCAGGCAGUGAGCUAUGUCUUCAGCAGCCGGUGAAACGGAACUUGUAA